UUAAUAUAAACUUAACAAUAAACAAAAGAAGUGAAAUAUUAAAUAAAUUUUAUGCAUAGUUGCGAUAUAAUAAUUCUUAUUUUAAAAAUGUGAGAAAGAGUAUUUUUCACGGAAUUGAGUAAAUUAAAAUUAACAAAAGCUGUCAUUGAAAAUAUUUUACUUAAUAAUAUAAACUUAAAAAUAAAUAAAAGAAGUAAAAUAUUAAAUAAAUUUUGUAUGGUUGCGAUAUAAUCAUUAAUGUCAGUAAUACGUUCGUGGUUUUAGAAAUUCUUUUCUUUAUAAAAUCUAUUAAAAAUCUAUUAAAAACGAAAAGCAAAUAUAAAAUUUAUUUGAUUUUCUUUUGCAAAAAACACAGUUUUAAAAAUAGUGAGUACGUUAUUCAUAAUAUUAGGUCAUUUUACACAUAGCUUUCUAAAACUGUUUACAUUUUUUUACAUAUUUUUCUAUUAUAUUUUUUUCAUAUAUUGCGGUGUAAAACAAAAUCGUCACGAAGCGGUAUAUUUCACUGAAAACGAAUCAUAAAUUUAAUAUGCUCUGUUCUUUAAAAAAAAUUUUUUUUUAAUAAACUGUUUCUUUUUAUUGUUUAGUAUUGUUCCUUUCAAUUACAAAAUAUGAAUCAAUAUUACAAAAACUACACCAACUAAUAGAAACUUUAUUUUUAACUUUGGUUUAAGAGAUAUUACCCCAAAAACAAAGCGGUAUGUCAGAAUUACUGACCUUCUGUUUCAAUUCUUAGGUUAAAGUACACUUUUGUAUAACGCACAAAAGAAUUAACCACAUUUCCUUCUUUCAUUUCUAUUCUGGAAAGGGAAAUAAAGAUCGAUGGACGUGCGCAUUACGCGCGUGAUUAUGUGGAUAAGCCCUUACCUUAUUGCAGAAUCACUGUUUUGGCUCGUAAUCACGGCGAGCGCGGGGCGGCGCGGCGAGCGUUGCUUGUUUGUUUUGACUCGUGGUCGUCUCGCGUAUUAACGCCUGGUGCUUCGCGACAAUCGUGUGGGAAUCGCUUUGUGUCGCGCCAGCCGUUCUCUCCCGUAUCUCCCGGGACUCAGGAAUAUCACUCCGCUACUCGGACGGUCACCCGCGGUGUUCCAAUCAAGUGCGAUCGCGCCGAUCAAUCGCGUCCCCCCGCGCGUGUCGACAUUCGUCUGCGUUCGUCGCUGUCGUUUCGCGUCGCGUCGUCGUGACGUCACAACGAGGACUGGCACAGUGGCGCUCUGGCGCGUCCAAUCGGAAACGACUGGCGCGUAGAUUACGCUAGCGGUUGUAAUGUCGCGGUUACUCGCGUCUGACAUCGAGGAUGUGUCGAGUGUCGGGGACCAUUGGGUCGGUCGGUUGGUUGGAUCGAUCGGAAUUCGACCAUGUCGGGCGUUUUACGAGAGAGGAGGAUCCCGUCGUCGUUCGCCACUUCAGAAUUCUUCGUUGGUAUUCGAGUACACACGGCAGUGCACCGACUGGAACAGUUCUCUUGAACAGAUACGGGCAAAGAAGGGAAGUUAAUACAAGCGAUACGAGCAUUUCGAACCAGAGGCUGGGCUAUUACAGACAAACUAAAUCUUCUUCGGGCCACGACUCCGAGACUAUUCGAAGAUCUUAAACUAUUGGAAUGCUCAAUUGCAGUCGCUUAUAUCUAUACAGCGUGAAGCAAUAACCAAAUCAUGGGGCGAAGGGGGAAUUAUGGUGUAAGAACAGUCUCGCGCCAGUCUGCGUGUAACAUUUCCGACAUGGUAAGCAAUCCACUGUGAAUACACAACUCUGACUCGGUGCAAGUUUCCGAUUUUCCCCUUUCCUUUCCUGCCUCCCCCCCCCCUCCCCCCCUCUCUCUCUCUCUCUCUUUCUCUCUCGUAGCUAUCUCUAAUCCCUCGUCACUCAAGCAAUAUUAACCCAAGUUUUCAAGAGUCCUACGCAAGUACACGCACCACAAUUCUAUGGCGUACGCAUAGAAUUUGAACACAAAGCAACGGUAGAAUUAAGUUUUGGUACAAUAGAGAAUAUACAGGCGCACCGCACCCAAUCGAAACACCACAACACGUGAAAGCAGCUUUCAGACAAGAUUUAAAUCCCAGAUUUUUCGCUUAGCUCGGCGGCUUAGUAAAUAUGCCUCUGCGAUUAUAUUAGAUGCAAUAAAUCUCAUAUUUAAAUAUGACUUCUUCGAUUUGUUUUUUGUAAGACUUGUCAUACAGAUCAUUUCAUAAAUAUUCUAUCAUAUCUUUGAUCUUAUGCAGAAUAUUCUCUCAAAUAAAUUCGAAGAUAUUUUCCAUAAUAAUGAAAUUAGGCAAAAUUAUAAUAAGUUCGAAUCUUGCUGAAAUUUAAAUGCGCUUUCAAGAAGCGGAAUAUUUUGUUCGUGAGACGCAUAAGCUGUGCAACUGGGAGACCACGUUCGUAUUCUCCCACAGAACUCGGUAUUACAACGGUAACUUUUGCUUCCUGCUAUAUAAAGUGCAGCGCGAUGACGCCCGAUGCAACUUUGCCCGAAUAGAGUUCCGACUUUUCGUGAAGCUCCUACUUUCGCCGCCUCAUUCGCCGACAAUCCCUCAUCCCCGGGCCAAUAUGCAGCCUGUGGAGAAGGAAGUUUGCGGCCAAGUGUUCGCCAAGUUUCGACGAGCCUUACGUGCUCACCCUCAUCACACUCCUUUCCUGUUCACUGGACGCGAGCAACAAAGGUUCGCUUCUCGCUUGUUGCUUCAUAAUCCUACCAAGGAAAACGGGCAAAUGGCCGACGUAAGAGGAUCCCGUUUCCUUCAGCUCUCUCUCUCUCUCUCUCUCUCUCUCUCUCUCUCUUUGCCUUCCAUCGUUCAUUUCAGUAAUUAACCGACGCGCGACGAGCUAAAUCAUUACGAAUUGUCUUACUGUAUUUCAGUCGGGGAAUUCGAACGAGAAUUUAGACGAAAUGGUAUCGUAUAAUUUUGUUAUUGUGUAGUGUGAUUUUAUUAUUAAAGAUUAUAGAAAAUUUAAUUAUUGCCUUUUUGUUGUUGUUGUUUUAAGUUCCAUAUUUAACAAGCAACUGAUUGCAAAUAGAGUGUUACAAUUAUAAGUAUAAGAGAAUAAAAGACAGACUAAUCUAUCAAUAAGGUAUAAACAUGCUAUCUAAAUGCAGAAUAGAUUGAAGAAUAAUUGUAUGUGAAUCUCAUAAAAAUGUAUAACAUUGUAUCGUUUCGCUAAUACUCGUUGUCAACUAGAAAAAAAAUCGCUCGCAUGAACAAAAACGGUACUAUUAUGUCACUUAUUGUAUAGACAUUUAUCAGAGUGCUCUCUGUUUUAACGUUCAACAUCCUGAUUAUUUAUUUUGUACGUCGGAAAAAACGGCGAGAUUAAAGAGAGUGCAGGAAAAAGAACACCGAAUCCGUAUCUCUUUUGUGAAGAUAGUCGAGACACGUACGAGAUCGCCCGGUAGUUUAUUUUUAAUCGAAGUGAUCGAAGCGCACACCGGUAACGGCAAGUCAUGCUCCAAAGGGCGACGGCGUGCCUCAUUUGAAGAAAAAAGCCAUUAUUUGUCGCUAACGUCGUUGUGCUGCAUGUCAGAUAAAAAAAAAAGUGACGAGUCGCUUCGCCGAGAACAUUAAUUAAUGUACUAUGGCUCCGCCGAUAAUACUCACGUCUUGCUUUCAGCGAGCGAUCGAACGUAUUCACUAACAUUACAUACGCAAUUUUUCUAAAAUCAGAUAAUAAAAUUUACAAAGUCAUUGUACGCACAUAAUCGUUAAAGUGUAUGUGAAAUAUUAUAUUUGAAAUGAAAAUAAACUCAAAAAAAAAAUUCUCAAAACUGUCAAACAUAAGUGAGAAACAGGAUCCUUAAUUAAUUACAAUUUAUUUAAUUCUAGAAUACCGUAAUUAAAUUAAAAUAAAACAGAAGGAAAUAUAAAACAUCGUGAAACUUACAUAAAAACAACUCGUGGGUCAAUAAAUUUCGGUUUUAAAUCCAAUAAGAUUUUUCACUGGGCGCUUAAUCAAACUUUCACUGUCUGUCGAAAGGUCGCCUCAAAAAUUCAUGAAACAUUCAUUGGGUGUCUCAGUGCCGCCUCGAAGAUCAAAGGUUCGUUACAGAUCACCCCGCACGUGACGAUAGUAAAUUCCCGACAAUUAAAAUAUCUUCGGAGGCGCCGCGCAUAACCCAGCUGCUCCUCGUCUCCCUUACCGCGUGUUCUAAAUCAUGCACUGUGCCGGGGGUCUUUCGCGGACCUCAAAUUAAAAUUAUUGACCGACGCCUCCGGAGGCCCGUAAUUCAUUUCUCAAAGGGAUGAGAAUACUCGACGAAAAUAGUAAAACGGGAUCGCUUUCGUGUCUCCCGCGCUAAUCGCGACGAAAGCAUGUUAGUCGUGCACCAACCAGCAUUGUCACAUGUGGGUGUUAAUUGCCUGAACCAAAAAAUAGCCCGUGUGAUCUGUUAUCGUCGUGAAAAUGCAUGUUGAUUAAUGCGAACACAUGUGCUUCUCUAAAGGUUAGCACAAACGAAAGCUACAAAACGUUCACUUAUUUAUACUACGUUAUGCGAACAUGAAUUCUAGCUUCUAUUUUUUUAAUUUAUGUAACUAGUGGUAAAUUAUUAUAGUAUUAAAUUGUAUUAUAUUAAACUGUUUUAUUAUCAAAUUUUAGUAUAAGCAAUAAAAUGUGUAAAACGCGGAGACCAAGAAAUUAAGAUGGAGCAAGAACGAAAUGAGAUACCUACCUUUGGAAGAUCAUUUUUUAACCAAGCGACGUAGAGGUCGUAAAGUCAAAUCGGAUCCUCGGAGCCACGUCAUUUAUAUGAAACGAAAUGGGGGCGUGAUAUUUUUUAUACGGCGCAGAGAAGAAGGGGAACAAAUGUCGCCUCGCCCGACAUCCGGGUCGAGAUCGCCAAGAAGAAAGAUAUCUUCCCGCGCAUAUUUCUGAAAGUGUCAAGACGACGCGUCACCCUGGAGGUCAUGUCAGUCUCGUGAUGCCACACGGCCAUCCCCCAGAGACGGGCCGGGACAUUCUGGCGCGGGGGGCGCGCGUGCCCGUACGUUUUCCGACCGUUUCCUCGUCGCUGUUGCACGUGUGUGGAAAUCGUAGUGUCUUAACAUCGCGUACAUACACGCGUCUACACAGAAGAGUGUGUCGCACGUCCGGAAACGUCUGAGCGCCGUCGACUGU
This is a messenger RNA of Monomorium pharaonis (pharaoh ant), 5109 nucleotides long. RefSeq lists its product as uncharacterized. Bases 1298 to 1594 code for a protein of 98 amino acids. NCBI's taxonomy places the organism in Eukaryota, Metazoa, Arthropoda, Insecta, Hymenoptera, Formicidae. The record is from RefSeq and is a predicted model, not a curated record. The transcript is spliced from 4 exons.